Echinops telfairi (small Madagascar hedgehog) is the source of this 4271-nucleotide messenger RNA. RefSeq names its product ATP-binding cassette sub-family A member 10. Gene Ontology annotation, biological process: transmembrane transport; lipid transport. The record is from RefSeq and is a predicted model, not a curated record. Gene Ontology annotation, molecular function: lipid carrier activity; ABC-type transporter activity; ATP binding. The transcript has 29 exons. The coding region runs from base 18 to 3515 and encodes 1165 amino acids. NCBI's taxonomy places the organism in Eukaryota, Metazoa, Chordata, Mammalia, Afrosoricida, Tenrecidae. Gene Ontology annotation, cellular component: membrane; intracellular membrane-bounded organelle.
GAUAGUUAACAUAACCUAUGUCUUUAGAAAAUAAAAUUUUCUCAAAGUUGCUUAAUCUUCUUUCCAGAAUAAGAAAUGUUAAAAAGGAAUAUAAUGGGAAGCCUGGAAAAAUACAAGCAUUGCGAGGUAUAUGUUUUGACAUAUAUGAAGGGCAGGUCACUGCAAUUCUGGGGCACAGUGGAGCGGGUAAAUCAACGCUGCUGAACAUUCUGAGCGGCUUGUCUGUUUCUACAGAAGGAUCGGCCACUAUUUAUAACACCAAGCUCUCCCAAAGUGCCAAUAUGGAAGACAUCAGAAAGAACCUUGGAUUUUGUCCACAAUUCAAUAUCCAAUUUGACUUUCUCACUGUGAGAGAAAACCUCAGGCUAUUUGCCAAAAUAAAAGGAAUUCAGCCAAAGGAAGUGGAACAAGAGGUAAAGAGAAUUAUAAUGGAAUUGGACAUUCAAAACAUUCAAAAUGUCUUUGCUAAAGAAUUAAGUGGUGGACAGAAGAGAAAGCUGACAUUUGGGAUAACCCUGUUAGGAGACCCGCAGGUUUUGCUAUUAGAUGAACCAACUGCUGGCUUGGAUCCCCUUUCAAGGCACCGAGUGUGGACCCUGGUGAAGGAGCGAAAAGCAGACCGCGUGAUCCUCUUCAGUACCCAGUUCAUGGAUGAGGCCGACAUCCUGGCCGACAGGAAAGCGUUUCUGUCUAAUGGGCAGUUGAAAUGUGCAGGAUCGUCAUUGUUUCUGAAGCAAAAAUGGGGCAUUGGAUAUCAUUUAAGUUUACACAGGAAUGAAACGUGUGACCCACAGAGAAUCACUUCCCUCGUCAAACAACACAUCCCAGAAGCCAAGUUGAGAGCCGAGAGUGAAGAGAAACUUGUGUAUACUUUGCCCCUGGGAAACACAGACAAGUUUCCAGACCUUUACAAUGACCUUGAUAAGUGUUCUGGCCAGGGCAUAACGAGUUAUGGUGUUUCCAUGACAACUCUGAAUGAAGUAUUCUUAAAUCUAGAAGGAAUAUCAACAAUUGAUGAACCAGACUUCGGCAUUUGGAAACAAGAAGCAAUCGAUGUGGCAAGAGAUCCUGAAAAUGCAUCUGAAAUACAGCAGGGUCCGUGUUCGUUUCCUGAAAUGCGAAAAGCCAUCAGUGGUGGAACGCUCUGGAGAAGGCAGGUCUGUGCUGUGGCCAAGCUUCGUCUCUUAAAGUUACGGCACAGCAAGAGAGUUCUUUUGUCCUUGUUACUGUUAUUUUGUAUGGGGUUCAUCCCUAUCAUAUUGGAAAACAUAGUGUAUAAAAUAUAUGAACCAAAUCAAUUUUGGGAAUAUUUACCCAGUAAGUAUUUCCUUUCUCUGGAACAACUUCCACAGGCUCCACUUACCAGCCUAUUGAUCAUCAAUGACACAGGAUCAAACAUCGAAGACUUAGUGAAUUCCAUCGAGCAUCAGAACAUAACUUUGGAAGUAGAUGACUUUAGAAACAGAAAUGGCUCAGACGAUCCUUCAUACAAUGGAGCCAUCAUCGUGUCUGGUGAUGAGAAGGAUUACAAAUUCUCAGUUGCGUGUCACACCAAGAGAUUAAAUUGUUUUCCUGUUCUGAUGGGAAUUGUUAGCAAUGCCCUUCUUGGAAUUUUUAACUCUACCGGGCAUAUCGAAACAAAGGGAAGAUCAUUUAUUCAUGAUGACUUAAGGAUUGGAAUUGGUCUUCUGAAUUGGUCCAUACUAUUGAUGUUCUUUGCAAAUGGCAUGUCUCCUAACAUUGGCAUGAGCAGCAUCAGUGAUUACAAAAAAAAGACCCACUUCCUCUUGAGGGUUUCAGGACUCUACCCUUCGGCCUACUGGUGCGGACAGGCUCUGGUGGACAUCCCAUUGUACUACGUGAUUCUCCUUUCCGCAUUUUUAAUUCAAUAUUUCAUGGUUGCCGACUUCAUCAUUUUAAAUAAAUACAUGAUCGCCGCGGUGGUGUGCUUAUUUGGCUGUGCAGCUUCUAUUAUACUCUUCACAUAUGUGGUUUCCUUCAUUUUUCACAAGGGGAGAGAAAAUACUGGCCUUUGGUCUUUGGUCUUUUUUAUUAUUUCAAUAAUGACAUUCUUCAUAAUGGUAUACGAUGGGUUUAGAAUGACCACCAUAAUUUUAUGUAUGAUUUUCAUACCUCUCAGCACUUCACUUGGAUUUAUUGUGUAUUUGAUACUGCUCUAUACCCACCAUGAAGGUGAGGGCAAUGAAAAUUAUGAAGCUGUGAAAACCAUGGUCGCAACCGUCUUAAUUGCAUUCCUUCAGAGUCUCCUUUUCCUCCUUCUUCUAAGAUGUCUGGAAAUGAAAUAUGGAAGUGAAACAAGGAGGAAAGAUCCCGUUUUCAGAAUCUCUCCAAGAACCAGGGAUCCUCAGCCAAAUCCAGAAGCACCCGAAGACGAGGAUGAAGAUGUGCAGGCUGAAAGGGUGAACACGGCAAAUGCACUCACUGCUCCAAAUGUGGAUGAGAAACCCGUCAUAAUGGCAAGCUGUUUACACAAAGAAUAUAAAAGGAAGAAGAAAAGCUGCUUCUCAACCAGAACGAAGAAAAUCGCCAUUAGAAAUGUUUCCUUCUGUGUUAAAAAAGGUGAAAUUUUGGGGUUGCUGGGACACAAUGGAGCUGGUAAAAGUACUUCCAUCAAAGUGAUCAUGGGCGACACAAAGCCAACGGCAGGCGUGGUGGUUUUACAAGGCAACCCCCCAUCAGCGAGGCCACAAGCAGACAGCAUUAGGUUCCUGGCAUACUGUCCUCAGGAGAACACCCUCUGGCCCAGCUUAACGAUGCAAGAUCACCUGGAGCUGUUUGCAGCGGUGAAAGGACAAGACAAAGAGGAAGCUGCUCUUAGUAUUUCUAGAUUGGUGAACAUGUUCAAGCUGCAGGACCAGCUGAAGGUGCCCGUGAAGACCUUAUCCGAGGGGAUCAAGAGGAAGCUGUGCUUCGUGCUGAGCGUGCUGGGGGGCCCGGCGGUGGUGCUGCUAGACGAGCCGUCCACGGGGAUGGACCCCGAAGGGCAGCAGCAGAUGUGGCAGGCGAUCCAGAGCACAGUCAGAAACAAGGAGCGGGGCGUCCUCCUGUCCACCCACUACAUGGCUGAGGCCGAGGCCGUGUGCGACCGUGUGGCCAUCAUGGUGUCCGGGAGGCUCAGGUGUAUUGGUUCCAUCCAACAUCUAAAGAGCAAGUUUGGGAAGGAUUACUUACUAGAAAUCAAACUGAAAGAACCCACUGAAGCCAAGUCUCUCCACAUGGAGAUUCUGAAGCUUUUCCCGCAGGCUGCUCGGCAGGAAAGGUACUCCUCUCUGAUGGCAUACAAGUUGCCCGUGGAUGAUGUGCACCCUCUGUCUCAGGCCUUUUUCAAAUUAGAGGCCGUGAAGCAGACCUUUGACCUGGAAGAAUACAGCCUCUCUCAGGCUACCUUGGAACAGGUGUUCUUAGAACUGUCUAAGGAGCAAGAGCUUGGGAAUUUUGAUGAUGAAAUUGAUGCAUCGGUGAAAUGGAAACUCCUUCCACAGGAAGAGCCUUAAGAUCCUCAACCUCCAAACCUCGGCUUUUAGGUCCAACUGCGUUAUUAGUCUCCACAACUCUAGAAGACGCUGCCAUCUACUUCAGCUCACAGGAGACUUCAGCUCACGCCACGGGGGGAAACCCCACAGAGUGCAGAUUCAAUAAGCAUGAAAGGUUUUAGAAAAUAUUUAACUGCCAUUUCAAAGAGAGAGGAUCAGGAAAAGUGGAAAAAGAUGCUAGACAGAAUAAACAAAAGCAAGCAUUAUAUUAUCAUGGAAAUAGGACUAGUUAUUAAUGAUAAUUAAUGAUUUGAAAGAUCUCAUCACAUGAGCCUAGUUUCAAGAUUUUUAUCAACAUAACUAAAAGCUGAGUAUGUUUUACAAAUAAAAUGGUCUGAGUUUAUUUUUUUAACAUGAGUUUAAAUAUACCAGCUAUUUUUUAAUCAUUUACUUAAACACUAGUUUAAUGGGCCACUGAUUACAAGAUAUAACAAACUGACAGAUAAGAUAGUAUAGUAUUGCUUUUUAGUAUAUUGAAAUACUCUGACAAGUAUAUGGUGCUCUUAGAAUAUUUAGAAAUUUUAUAUAUAUUCCCCCUAUUUUUAAAGAAGAAGAUCAUCAUAGUCUGUAAUUUUUAAAAUAUUUUAUGUAUUGAUGUUGGAUGUAUUUUUAUGAUCACUUUUCCAAAGCUGAUGCCUCUUGGCAUAGCAAUCAUCUAUAUGUUUUUACUGCACUGUGUAGGAACAUUUCAUAUAUUAUUAUAAUACUGGUGUGUCA